Molecule: messenger RNA, 1381 nt
Organism: Paramecium octaurelia
Lineage: Eukaryota; Ciliophora; Oligohymenophorea; Peniculida; Parameciidae
Source: the annotation of a GenBank genome assembly
AUGUAAGUUGAGAAUAAUGCAGAAGAAGAAAAAAAGAAAAAAGAGAACGAAGAAGAAUCAAAAGGAGUCGUGACAAUGAAACGCAGAUUGAUAGCCUCUUUUGAUCUUUUCUAAUUUAUGCCUGUUCCCAAAACUGAAAUGGUAUCUUCUAGAAGAAGCUUAUAUGGAAGUCUUUUGAUGAUAGGAUGUUUUUUAGCCUAUUUUAUUUAUACUCUCGUCGGUACUUAUAAAGAUUGAGCUUUUAGCAUUUAUUACAAACAACAGUCCAACAGUAAAUUAGUACGAAGAAAUCCUGGACGCCGUAAAUGUAACAUUACCAGACAUAGCUUUUGGAUACUUUUUUGGAGAUCCGUAUAUAUUAUUUUGAAAUCUAUGUUAGGUUCACAAAAACCAUAAAUGACCCUUCAAUCUUCUAUUUUGAGAUGUUUUAAGUUACUAAAUUCUAAGAAGUCUCGAAAAAAGAUGUAAAAACUUAAAUCCCGUUAAAAUCUUGCAAUCCUGAUUGGGUCCCAGCUUCUAAUUUUACUAUUCUUUGCCCAAAGUACAAAUUAUUAUAUACAUUUAAGUGAGUCUGGAAAUAUGUCAGGAGCUCUAUAUCAAACUCCCGAGUUUACUUAUCCAAGAAUUUAAGUGAAUUAUUGCACUUAAGGAGGCAACGUAUCCUGUAUCAGUUAGUAAGAAAUUGCAUAGAUUGCAGCUGGGUAUAGUUUAUCAUUCUAAUUUACAAAGUGGAAGAAUUUUAUUGUACGUUCGGGACAAUUCUCCAAACUUCGAUCUUACAACUGGACAGUCUGUAGACAGUGUGCCCUAUUCUACUUAUUAAUACUUUCUAAUGCCUGGAUUAUACCCUAGAACUGAAAUUUUCUUCUAACUUGAAAAGUAUACAAUUAAACCGGAUUUCUUGAGAAGAUGGCAAGAUGAUGUUAGAAUGUUUUUGAGUACAUAAAAAAUCAACAGUUGGAUUACUAAUGUAAGUGUGUACAAUACUUACAAUGCGUAUCAAAUAGGAUUUCGGACAGAAUUGGUAUCAAAAAUUAUAUUAAUUUUAGACAUAAUAAAUCUCUGUUUUAACUUAUUAAACAUCCUUUGAUAUGAUUUCAAUAGUGGGUGCAUUUUGGGGAGUUUUGUAUUUAAAUAAUUUCUAUAUAUUAGAUUCUCAACUUUUGCAGCAUAUUUUUUGGUUUAUAAUUAAAAUACCUUCUAUAGAGAGAAUAGAUAAUGGGAAGAUUUUGGUAAAAAGAUUGGUGUCAGAAAAGCAGCUGAUGUCUUUAAUUUAACCGAAGAAGCUCCACAUUCAAAAGUAAAUGAUUCCAUUGUCUUUGAAAUGACAGAAAUUCAUCAAGAGAAUAACCAUUCUUAAAAUGAACAGAAUGGAGUUUGA